Messenger RNA from Scophthalmus maximus (turbot), 4381 nucleotides. RefSeq lists its product as uncharacterized. The record is from RefSeq and is a predicted model, not a curated record. The transcript has 17 exons. The coding region runs from base 526 to 3651 and encodes 1041 amino acids. Lineage: Eukaryota; Metazoa; Chordata; Actinopteri; Pleuronectiformes; Scophthalmidae.
CAGCUCUCAGGGGAGGGGAAGUGAAGUGAAGGGAAAUUAGAUGCUUUUCUCUUUGUCUAAUGUUUCCUGUUCAUCUGUGGUUUAUCUUCACUUUGUAGUGGAAAUAUUGCAUUUAAUUACAUUAUGUAAUGUAAUAUUUCGGGAAUCAAAAAAUGCACCCUUUUUAUACUUUUUUUGAUGAAGGCAAAGUUUUAAAGGAGAUGGUGUAAAUACAAUGAAAGCAUACAUUCUGCCAAUAGAUACUGUCGGCUGCUCUGUGCCGGUAGAACAGACUCAGCCACAGACCCUAAACAGUGGCUUUCACUAUUAAAAAAAGCACUAAAUAGAGGAAGUGAGAGGAGGUUCAUCUGCAUGCAUACUUGCAGUAUGAGAAAUUGUUUUCUGGCUUCCAUGAUAGGGCAUGCAAAUGGCUUUAAGACUAUAAGUCAACUGUGAAAACUUCCUUUUACUUUUAAAUACAAUUUAUAGGGGAGUUUUGUGUGUGCUUGAGACUGGGUCCUCUGAGAUAUCAAGCUUUAGUCCUACAUGAGAAUGGAUGCUCAGACAGUUUGUUGCUUGAUUUUUCUGGCCCUAAUGAAAAAUUUUUCUACAGCUGCAAUACUUCCUUUUAAGCUAGAACCUGCCAAGCUCACAGCUAAAGAGGGAUCCUGCAUCGAAAUCAAAUGCCAGGUCACAGGCACAGUGGAUGAUGGUGGUGCAUACUGGUUUUGGAUGAAGGAUGCACAAUGGGAUGUCAUAAAAAACGAUUAUAAUGCCACUGUCAUUUACAGCACAAAUAACUCAGAGCGUCCUGUCGAUCCGGACUUUGUAAAAAGAGUGACAUAUAUCGGCUCUCCAUCUUUAAAAUAUAAUGGUAACCCCUCACCAAAGCCACUGUGCAGUAUUUCGAUACGUGACCUAAAAAAAAAUGACAGCGGAGAGUAUUCUUUCAGAUUUGUAGGACAAAAUACAUGGCAUACUAAAAGCUCCUCGAACCUCAUAGUUGAAGAAAAUCAAUGCCCGCUCACUUUCGAGCAACCGCCUGCCGUGUUCGAGUCUCGCACGCUAACGCUCACAUGCUCCACUUCAAGUUCAUGUCCGUCAAACCUGCGAAUUCAAGAUCUGACGUCACUUCACCCGACACACAUCCCCGACACUCAUCCAAAUGAGAAACGCACCUCAGUCAGUUUUGUAGCCAGCUGGAUGGAUGAUGGGAAGGUGUUUUCAUGCCAAACACAGGACAACAUGGACAAACAUUUGAUUCGGAAUAUCAGUAUAAGUGUUGAAUAUGCUCCUAAAUUAAUAUUGGCUGAGGGCCCUAAAGAUGUCAAGGAAGGAGAUUCCGUGACUCUCACGUGCUCUGCCAAAGGAAAUCCUCCGCCCAGCCUGUCCUGGUUUAAAGGCGAACAAAUGCAGUCUUCAGAGGCAGAAUGGAAGAUCACAUCAAUCGAGGAUUCACAAAGAGGAAACUACUGUUGCAAAGCUCAGAACAGUCUUGGAACUAUAACAUCAGGUCCAGUUGACAUUAAUGUCAAAUAUCCUCCUCAAGCUGAGAUAAAUAUCCUUUCACCUGUGUCUGCAGUUAAACAUGGAAAUAACAUUACCGUGACAAACACGAUUCAGUUGACUUUAACAUGUAUUGUGAGGAGAAGCAACCCACAACCUAGAACCUACACUUGGCUUAAAGGUGGAAUAACAGUUGGUAACGAGAAGACAUAUGUAGUUGGAAGGAUUGAGCCCAAGGACUGUGGCUCUUACACAUGUACAGCCACCAACACUGUGGGUACUGGAAGCUCGGCUCCAAUUCAACUGGAUGUUCAAUACAGGCCGAGGAAGACGAGUAUUUCUGUCAGAGGCUUUCCUGAUUAUGAAGUGAAAGUUGGGAGCAUCCUCACAUUCACCUGUAACACCGAUGCCAAUCCUCCCCCGACGACUUACUCCUGGCAACGUUCCAACAACAAUAAACCAGCUGACUCCUCACAGUGGAAUUCCAUCUCAGCAAACAGACACCAACAUUAUAUAUAUAGUGUACAAAGAGGAGAUGAAGGCUGUUACAGGUGCAGUGCCUCCAACCCCCUUGGUAAAGGGAAUAAUAGUGUGCUGGUGUGCAUACAAGUACUGUACCCUCCCACCAAACAAACUCUGUCGAUGGCUGCUGAGGUCACAGAGGGUCAGACCAUCACCAUCGACUGCACUGUUGAAAGUUUCCCACAGUCAACUCUCACCUUGUCGAGAACUCCUGCAUCCUCACCCUUGAAUCCUCAGUCUUUGGAAUUAACUCGACAUGAUAUGCAUGCACAUCCCAUCAACGCUCUCCACCACACAUUUAAUGUGACGUCCAACGACGCCGGCUCGUACAUCUGCAGGGCCACAAAUAGCGAAGGUUCAAGCACAAGCCAGCAGAGGAAGUUGGUGGUGAAAUAUUCUCCCAAAUCUGUGACAGUACGAGCUGCGCCUGGUCUCGUUGUGAUUGAAAACACGUCGUUGACGCUGAGCUGCGUUGCUCAGUCCUACCCUUCAGUGACCUCUGUCACCUGGAUGAAGAUGACUGACGGGAAAGACGAAACCAUCCAGCAGAGUAUGACCUUCACCGUAAACUCUGUCGGUCCGUCCGACAGUGGACUGUACAGCUGUGCAGCCAGUAAUGGCAUUGGAACCGGAAAAUCAAAGGGAGCUGAGGUUGAAGUCAAAUAUGCUCCGAAACACACAGACAUCACGAGAGCCGCAGAGAAGCAGGAGCGUGAGGGGAGGAGCUCUGUGGCGCUGAGCUGCAGCAGUCGCAGCUAUCCCCCUGUCACCCACUACUCGUGGUACAAGAAGAUACAGGGUGAGCAAAAGGAUAAACUUGUGUCCAAACAUCAGAACCACACGGUGUACUCAAACCAGCCAGGAGUCUACUACUGCGUCGCCAAAAAUGAAAUAAAUCAAAGAUCUUCUGACCCAGUGCAUCUGUUUAAACGAGACCAUAUGCAGAUCCUGAAGUUCUUCUUUCUCGGUCUUAUUAUCGUCCUGUUCAUUAUCUUCUUGAUUGUCUUAGUUUACAGGUACAAGAGGAAAAAAACAAUUCAACAAGAAACCGUGAACACACAACUCUUAUUUGGUUUUUCGGGUUGGUGUAAUGGCGUCAGGAGGGAGAAUCGGAGGAACGAGACUCUCUUGGCAGAGCCUUGCAGGAGCAGAGACGACCUCUCGCAGGAGCAGUCAUGCCGUCCAAGGGCCCAACGACACCAGACUCCUCCAGACAGCACGCCUGCAUCCAACAUCCUCUCUGUUUACUGCACUGUGAAUGUGCCCCAGGCUCCCACUGCACAAAACCCCACAAGACAGCAAGGUGGACAGACAGAGGGGGAUUCGGUCAACUAUGCUUCUCUGCACUUCCGGAAUAAGCCAACGAAUAAACAUGAAGCGGAUGCUGUGUACGAAAAGGUGUCCAAGCCGACGAAAACUAAAAAGAAUGAGCAAGAAAGUCUGCAGGACUAUGAAAACAUCAGUGUGGCGCAUGCAGCGACAUCUCCAAAUGGAUGGAACGAUGACACAGACACCAGUGACGGUGAAAUGGAGCUCAACUAUUCACUGGUGAGCUUCAAGGCGAACCCGGGACAUCGGAGGGCCGACAGAGACUCCAGCAGCUCUGAUGAAGACAAGAUACAAUACUCUGACGUCAAGAUCUAGAUAUUCUUAUCCUGCUUUACAUGAGACACCCUGAAUUAUGUUCACGAUCAAUCAGCUUUGGGCUUUAUUACUAUACAGCAGCGGCUCCAAACAAGAGAUACCUUUACUCAACGGGUUCUUGGAAAGCCUAAUGAAUAUAUUCCACAUAUCUGUGUUGAGGAAAUUAGGAUUUAAGUGUGCUAAAAGUUAUGGAUAAACAUUUGAAACUAUUAAAAGUAUAGAAAAAAAGCUAAAUGUGAAAGAGGAAAUGGUUGUAAUGUCCAGCUUUUGCUAUUACAAAGGGUGUGAUUGUAAAAUAAUUGUAACUAUACCUGUUUUAUAUGAUUUAUAGUUGAAUAACAUGCAGUCAGAAAAAAAAAAUGUUGGGAACCGAUACUCCGAAGUAUUGUUUUCUUCUUUCCAGUGUUGUGAACUGAAUCCAAACCAACCCCACCUGAAAUGUAAAUAUGGAUCAAUUAUAAACUAUGUGUGUUUACAAAUGUUUAUGGACAUCAUUGUGAGGUUUGUGAACACUCUCCUGUACAAAAUGACAUGGAGGUAACAAGGCUUGUUUUCUCGAGUAUACAUGCUGAGGCAAAAUGCUCCAUUUCCUAACCUGCUGUGACUGUAAGCUCUUGCAUGACUGCCAGCUUAAGUGCAGGCAGAUAUAUUUUUUUAUGUAUAAAUAAGCACAAACAUAUGUAUGCAUUUUUAUCCAAUUAUUUGUUAUUAAUAAAAAGAGUUUAAAGUA